This is a messenger RNA of Kickxella alabastrina, 1176 nucleotides long. Its product is annotated as ceramidase-domain-containing protein. Gene Ontology annotation, biological process: ceramide metabolic process. The coding region runs from base 299 to 964 and encodes 221 amino acids. Lineage: Eukaryota; Fungi; Kickxellomycota; Kickxellomycetes; Kickxellales; Kickxellaceae. The record is from RefSeq and is a predicted model, not a curated record. The transcript has 5 exons. Gene Ontology annotation, cellular component: endoplasmic reticulum membrane.
UCUUUUCAUUUGACUUUUUUUAUUUUUUAUUUUCCAUUGUGCUUUGAUUUCUUGUAGUUUCAGAUUAUCAUCUAUCUUUAUGACUUUCUGUUCUUUGUCUACUCGUUGUUUAUAGAUUUUCUCUUAUUUUGUCUGUAAACACCACUUUUUUAUUUUUACGCUGCUGCUGGCAUUGUCGCUGCAUGGGUUAGAUAAAUAAUUCAAAAAAGGCUAUUCAUCACACACACAUUUCUUUUCAACUUAUAUCAGACACACAGAGCCACACGGAAAAUACACACAUACUUGGACGCUAUCUACGAUGGGAAUGAUUAUAUUGGAUACGGUGCGCAACUCCACAUCAUACUACUGGGGUGAAAGGACAUCGACUAUUGACUGGUGCGAGGAGAACUAUGCUGUGAGCAACUACAUCGCUGAGUUUUGGAAUUGCUUGACGAACGGGAUCUUUAUCGCGCUGGCGCUGAUGGGAAUGUACACGACGAUCAAGCACAAACAGGGCAAGCGUAUGUUUGCGUGCUACGGGCCCAGAUCGUGCUUCCAUGCAACCCUAAAAUAUACCACCCAAAUGCUGGACGAGCUGCCCAUGCUCUACCUCUGCGCCUUUGUUUUCUACGCACUGGUUGAAGCCGACAAAAAGCCUGCCUACGGCGUGCUUUUCCCCUCAGUCCUGUUUGCAUUUCAGGCAGGCAUCACACUAACGUACCUGUUUUGGGUGCAGUCGCCAGUGUUCCACCAGGUGGCCUUUGGAUUGACUUCCGUGGCAUGCGUUGUUGGCACGCCCCUGGACACUCUGCUUCAGCUCCAUGGCUGGUGGCAUAUUUUAACUGCCUACGGCAGUACGUAUUUGCUGCUCUGGGUCCAUUUCAUCCGCUUGGCGCGUUUGGGCCACGAUCAUUUGUUCACUGUGCGGUACCGUUUGGGCUUCCUGCCGUAUGUCGCCCUGAAGAACCCCAAAAAGAUAGAUUAACUUGCCCUUCCGAGAGGUGGGGGAGGGGGGGCAGUGUUGCUUGGUAUCUUAUCUUGCGUUUUAAGAUUACAUUUGUAAAGGUUUCUUUUUCUGUUUGUACUGUUCUCUCUUCUGCGUUGGGAGACCUUUGUGUCAUAUUUUAUUCAGGAUGGUAUACACGCAUAUCAUCACUGGUUUACAUUUCAUCUUUUAUUCUUAUAUUUUUGCUCAGC